This is a messenger RNA of Arthroderma uncinatum, 546 nucleotides long. RefSeq lists its product as uncharacterized. Gene Ontology annotation, biological process: protein folding. Gene Ontology annotation, molecular function: GTP binding; GTPase activity. Bases 1 to 546 code for a protein of 181 amino acids. Lineage: Eukaryota; Fungi; Ascomycota; Eurotiomycetes; Onygenales; Arthrodermataceae. Gene Ontology annotation, cellular component: microtubule cytoskeleton; cytoplasm. The record is from RefSeq and is a predicted model, not a curated record. The transcript is spliced from 6 exons.
AUGCUAUCAGUACUAAGGAAGGCCAGGCUGAAGGACAAAGAGAUGAGAGUUCUGAUGCUAGGACUCGACAAUGCCGGAAAGACCACGAUCGUGAAGAGAAUUAUGGGCGAAGACAUCACUACGGUGAGCCCUACACUGGGUUUUAUCAUCAAGUCCAUCGACUUCGACGGGUAUAAGCUGAACAUAUGGGAUGUCGGCGGGCAAAAAACACUGCGGUCGUACUGGAGGAAUUACUUUGAGAAGACAGAUACGCUGAUAUGGAUUGUCGAUGCCACGGAUCGGUUUCGACUUGACGACUGUCGACGGGAGCUUGCUGGCCUUCUAGUCGAAGAGCGACUGAUGGGCGCGAGUCUCCUGGUCUUCCUAAACAAGACAGAUGUCGACGGCUGUAUGGCUGAAGAUGAAGUCCGAGAGGGACUACAACUCGACGCUAUCAAGACGCACAAGUGGACGAUCAUGCCGUGCAGCGCCGUGACGGGGCUGAAUCUCACCAAGGGCCUCUCGUGGGUUGUGCAGGACGCAAAGGACCGGUUGUUCCUUUACUGA